Messenger RNA from Capsicum annuum, 738 nucleotides. RefSeq lists its product as uncharacterized. The record is from RefSeq and is a predicted model, not a curated record. NCBI's taxonomy places the organism in Eukaryota, Viridiplantae, Streptophyta, Magnoliopsida, Solanales, Solanaceae. The transcript has 5 exons. The coding region runs from base 1 to 738 and encodes 245 amino acids.
AUGGUGCUUCCCGAUCUUCUCUUCCCUGCUGUCCGAGCAACAUAUUCGAUGAUUGUAUCCUGUGUUGGUGCAUCUGAUGUUGUUAUUACAGAUCAAGUUACUGGUCCUCUGGUUGAAGAGGAGCGUAUCCAGAAUAUGAUUGAAUCCAACAAAGAAUGCAAUGAUCUGUGUGCUAUGUUCUCAGAAUGCAACUUGGUGGGGAAUCCUCAUGAAUGGUGGAUGGAUUCUGGUGCCACCCACCAUGUAUGUGACAACAAAGAGUUAUUUUCGUUAUUCACUCUGGCUCAAGUAGAAGAAAUGAUCUACAUUGAUAACUCCGCUACUGCUAAGGUAGAAGGAACAGGAAAAAUAUGCUUGAAAAUGACUUCAGGAAAGGUCUUGACACUUAACAAUGUCUUUUAUGUUCUGGAGUUACGUAGGAAUUUAAUUUCUGUUUCACUUCUAGACAAGAACGGAUUCAAAUGUGAUGAAGCAAUAGAUGUAUUUAGACAAUAUAAAACUGAAGUUGAAAAUCAGUUAGAUAAAAAGAUAAAAAUGAUAAAAAGUGAUAGGGGCGGAGAAUAUGAAUCUCCAUUCUCCAAAAUAUGUGUAGAGAAUGGAAAAUGGAAUCGUGGAAAGGAAAAACCAAACUUUGAAGGAAAUGAUGAAUGUCUUGCUUAUAAGUUCUGGUUUACCGCAAAACUUAUAAGGGGAGGAUAUCCUUACAGCCAAUUGUAUACUCAACAGAGUUCUCCAUAG